AUGGAGACCCCAGCGAUCUUCACAGCCAGGAAGAAGGCCAUGACUGGAGAAGUUGGAGUGCAAGCUGCUCGAGAUGCGGAGGAACUGGAGCGAAUGGAGGGCCUUUUCAAGAAGCACGAAAUGGGUGAUAUUCCCAGAAUCGACUGGCUCGAUCAACUGGUGUUCCGCGACUUUGAGAACCGCGGCCUUAAAGCGGCAGAAUCCUCCUUGCAGAUGCUGCAGCGACGACGACGACUCGACAAGCUCAAAACUGAGGGCACAGACCUUGCAGAAUAUAAAAACAGCGAAUACUCGAGCCCGCCAGCGUUUGUAUUGAAUGUGGAACUCCCGAAAUUUGACUUUCCGGUUGUUUUUGCAGACCAUGAGUAUGAUGUUCCCCCAAUAUCUGCACAUGCACCGGUGCACAUUCAUCAACCGGGUCAGCACCACCACCAAGCGCCCGAGGUUCAAUUUGGGCCCGGUAUCAAUGCUGUUGAUGACAACGCCAACAUCCCUGACAUUAGACUUGAGCCGGAUAAGGCCGUGUUGAAAGUGCGGGAACGCUUCCAUCUGGAGCUGAACGAGGAGGAAGCAAUGUUGUCACUUGGGAGGAUCAUCGAUGACGCCCUGGCAUCUUACGCCCCGGUAGUGAUUGACAAAUUGCACGAGUGGGCUCAGGCAUUGAGAAAUUGA
Molecule: messenger RNA, 672 nt
Organism: Cordyceps fumosorosea ARSEF 2679
Lineage: Eukaryota; Fungi; Ascomycota; Sordariomycetes; Hypocreales; Cordycipitaceae
Product: Phosphatidylinositol Kinase
Exons: 2
Coding region: 1-672 (223 amino acids)
Source: RefSeq, a predicted model, not a curated record